AUGUCCCCGUCGCCGCCGCCCUCAUCGGCCGGCGAGCCAUCCGACGCAAAGGCCAAGAAGCGCCGAGUCGCCGCGGCGUGCGAAGCGUGUCGCCUGCGAAAACUAGCCUGCGACGCGCGCCAGCCGUGCGCGCGCUGCGCAAACGACAAACGCAGCUGCGAGUACGUCGAGCGCCGGCCGCGCGAGAUCCUGUCCAAGGCCCGUGUGCAGGAGCUCGAGGACGUUAUUAGGCUCCAGGGCCAGCUGUGGGAUGCCGUGCUGCCCGACUAUCCGAUGAGCGUAGCGCAGGGCGUCGCGGCGACCAGCGGGCUUCACGAGGCCGUACAGCAGGCCAAGCGGGUGUUGAAGGGGCGCGAAACGUCGUACGCGUCCUCGGCGGCCCAGUCGCCCUCAGCGCGGCUCAACACGCGCACGGCGCUGCCUUCAGCCAACCUCCCCACGCCGCUGCCGCACCGCCCGCCCCCACCACCAUACUACACGGCAAAGCAGCACGCCCAGCUGGACGACUACGCGCCUGACACGUACGAGUGGAGCGAGGACCAGGGCGAGGCCGACAACCCGCACGUGCACCCGGCCACCGAGCACGCCGGCAGCCACCCGAACCACACGGCGUCGUAUCUCGGCUUGUCGUCCAGCGCGACGUUUAUGCGUGCCGUGCGCCACCUCGCCGCCAAGGGCAACGAGGAGCUCCUGCUUGCGUACGAUGCCAACGUGCACGCGCCGCCUUUGCCGUCUGAGGGCACGCCCGGCGGCGCGGGGGUGCCGCCGGCGGACGAGUACCAGCUGCCCAAGUGGAGUAGUAUUCGGCAGUAUGUCGACGACUUCUUCCGCUUCUUCCACCGCUCCCUGCCGCUGUGCCACGAGCCGACGAUCCGCGCUCAACUCACUGGAGCAGUCCCCUUCCCCACCAAGCCGGGCAGCAUCACGCUCGUCAACAUGAUCAUUGCGCUGGGCGCGUUCAGCUCGUCGAACAACGAGGACAAGAACGUGGGGUACAAAUACUUUCUCGUGGCGAAGAACGCGCUCCAGCGCGACAUGUUCGGCAAGGGCACACUGCCGCUGGUCCAAGGCCUCGCGCUCAUGAGCAACUAUCUUCAGCAUGGCAACCGCCCAGAGGACGGGUACAUGUGUCUCGGGUGGGCGCUGCGCAUGGCCGUCGCGCUCGGCCUGCACAUUGAGCCGACGAGCUCAAAGCUCACGCCGCUCGAGAAGGAGAUGCGUAUCCGGACGUGGUGGAGCGUCAUCUCCAUCGAGUCAGGCGUCAGCGUGACCUUUGGACGGCCGCACGCCUUUUCAGCCGCGACGUUUGCGUCCAUGCCGCUCCCGAUCAACUGCGACGACGACGACCUGACAGUCUCGCACACGCAGGCGCCAGAGGACAUGCCCUACGUGACGCAGAACACGGCGCUGAUCAUGCAGGCGCGGCUGGCGCGCUCGUGUAUCGCGGUAUGGGACCACGUCGGGAGCUGUCCGGCGCAAGAGCCGCCGAGCGCGGCCGAGCUGCGCAGCCUCGAGCAGCUCAUCGCCAACGACUUUGACGCGCUGCUGCCAACCCUGCGCGACUGGACCACUGGGCCAUUCAUGUAUCAGCGCGCGUCGCAGGUGUGGCGGUCGCGCGACUUUCGCGCGCUGCUCUUCCGGCCGCUGCUCCUAGGCGCGGCGUGGGACUCGAAGACGUUCUCCGAGCUCAGCCACGACGAGCAGCUCGCGAUUUCCGCCUGCCGCAGCUUGGCGAUGGAGAACUUGACAGAGAUUGGCGCUUUCGUCGCUAGCGACCCCGACCACACGCGCGCAGCCGAGUGGUACGCCGUGUUCUUUGCGUUCCAGAGCGUGCUGUCGCUCCUUCUCAGCGUGAUUUGGGAGCCGACCCACCCGUCGGCGGAUCUCUGGCGGAGGACGGUACUCAGCACGGCCGCGUGGUUCCGCGAACUGCGCACGCUGGCACGGCUGGGCAACUCCUACGCGUCCAUCAUCGACCGCAUCCUCGAGCUGGCAGACAUUGCGCGCGAGUCGGUCCCGUCGUCGGCCGCGGGCCCGUCGCUGGGCUUCACCCCGUCGUCAGACCACAACCUCGACUCCGCCACAACAAACCCCGCCACCGCGCCCAACCUGUCCGCCGUCACCGCCGUCGACCUGCAGCGGUACUGGUCCGAGAUCUGGGGCGACGCCAGCCUCGACCAGAGCGGGUUCGGCAGUUUUCUGAGUCAGGACUUUUUGAACAAUGAGGACUUGGCGCGUGCGGGCGGCGCAGACGCCGCGGGCUUUGGCUUCAACCUCGACUUUCUGGGCUCGUCAUCCGGGUAGCAAGCACUAGCAUUGUAUUAUAGUGUCAUGUACGAGUAGCAGGG
Messenger RNA from Vanrija pseudolonga, 2348 nucleotides. RefSeq names its product Regulatory protein GAL4. Bases 1 to 2304 code for a protein of 767 amino acids. The record is from RefSeq and is a predicted model, not a curated record. Gene Ontology annotation, cellular component: nucleus. Lineage: Eukaryota; Fungi; Basidiomycota; Tremellomycetes; Trichosporonales; Trichosporonaceae. The transcript has 5 exons. Gene Ontology annotation, biological process: DNA-templated transcription; positive regulation of transcription from RNA polymerase II promoter by galactose. Gene Ontology annotation, molecular function: zinc ion binding; DNA-binding transcription factor activity, RNA polymerase II-specific; RNA polymerase II cis-regulatory region sequence-specific DNA binding.